ACGAGUUAGUCAGUAAAAUUCCCAGCUAUCAGACUAUUUUACUAAAGCUGAUGAUGGAGUGGAAGUUGUGGAACAGCAAGUGGACCGGACACAUGGAGUAGAUAAAAACAUAGCGUCAUCGUUGCCACAGAUUUUAGGUUAGUUUGAUUAUUAACUUGAUGGAUGUUUAUUGCUUGUUGUAUUUGAACAACCUCUAUGGGCCUAUAUUCGCUUUUGGGUUGAGAAAUAAUCCGGUAGAAAUAUGUCAAUCGUUUAGCGCGUCAUGAUGUUAGCUUAUCAUUUAAACUCAUUUUAAACAUUGUGGUUUAAAAACAAAUGUAACUGUUCAGGGACAUUAAGAAGCGGGGCAGAAUUUAUUUUGGCAAAUGCACGCGUUACAGCCUAAAAACGCGCGGCGCGUUAAGCACCUUCCUAAACUUAAGUUCUUUUUUGCGCCUUGAGCGUUCAAACAUGGUUAAGCAUACGUGUCAAUAUGCGAGUAUCCUCGUAAACAGUCAUUUGUGUCUUUCAUGAACAUUAUAGUUAAAGAUAAAGCAUGCAUUUGAAGUGUAGUAGGCUAUGUGAGUUCCUGGCAUUGUAUGAUGAGAUUUUAAAGGGAUAGAUCACCCAAAAAUUAAAAUACUGUCAUCAUUUACUCAGCCUCGAGUUAUUCUGAACCUGUAUGAAUUUCUUUGUUCACCUCAACAUAAAAGAAGAUAUUUUGAAGAAUGUUCAUAACAAGAAGGUUUCUGGGCCCCAUUGACUUUUUUUUUUUUCAUACUAUGAAAGUCAUGCAGCAGCUGUUUGGUUACCAGCAUUGUUCCCAAUAUAUUCUUUUGCUUUCAACAGCAGAAGGAAACUCAUACAGGUUAAGAAAAACAACAGAAUUUUAAUUUUUGGGUGAACUAUUCCUCAAAAGCAGCCUAAUGUAGCUGCUGUUGCCAUUUGUGUCAAUAAUGUGAAUCAAACAUCACUCCAUGUCCUUGACUGAAUCACUUUUGUAAAAUAAGAAUUAAUCUAUAUUAAAUUUAUACAGUGAAGACCAUUCAGUCUAUUUGUACAUUUACUUUACACAAUAUAAUGUUUUUUAUUCAGUGCUUUAAGUUUUUCAAGUAGGUCGAUUUAUGUAUCUUUGUUCUUUUGUCAUUCAUGACUGUUUACUUGUCUUAAGUAAGCUUGGUUUUACUUAGGCUAUUAUUAUUUUUUGUGAUAUUGUAAUUAGUAACAAGAAUUAUGAAAUUUCAGUGCAUCAAAAAUGUUGAUCGGAUAAAAACCAGUGAGGUCUUAAUGCGGCCCUGCCCGCAUUCACUGAUCCACCACCACAAUAAAAGAACUCAACUUAUUAGCUAGUUAUGUUGGCUUGAGAAAGACACAAAACACUGAAAGAGUGUAGUUUGAGUUUGCUUUCGUUUCAUAUCUCCUUCAGUGAUUCACAUUCAAUGCUGCGCAAUAGCAUUGGUCAUCAACAGAAACACGGCUGAUUUUCAAAAAGUCGGUGCUUCGCAACACAGAGAGGGUGAAUUUAUGAAUGAAGUGUGAAUGUUCUGUUACAAAACGAUGUUGUUACGUAUCCUCGCGCUUUUUUAAGUGAGUAUAGGCCUACGGAAAUCCCGGUUUUGUGUUCCAAACGGGUUUGGAACGACAUGAGGGUGAUUAAAUUUUCAUUUUGGGGUGGAGAAACCCUUUAACAAUAUUAUUAGCCGAAUGCAGUUAAUUCACACACACAAUUUUUGAAAGUCCAUUUUUAUUAGUGUUGCCAUAGGUUUGUCAUUAAAAAAAUGUACAGUUUAAGAAUAAGUUUUAAAAUGUAACUAAUUUAUAGACAUUGAAACAAAAUGUGACACCUGCUAUAAAUAAAAUCCCAGAAUAACAGAUCCAAAGCACUAGGUGUUAAAAAAGUCUCUCGCUAACGUGUUGGAUUAAGGCUCCUUGGUUUUUUUGGGAACUUUAUUUUAUAGCUACUCUGGGCCAGUGACGUUAAUAGCUACUACAGCCAAUCAGAUUCAUCCAAUCACUGGAGUUCAUUUGUUGACUGUGUGGCUCUUCUUGUAAGCAGCACUACUAGCGCGAGGAGCGCAGCGUCAGGUGUUCAAGCGCAGGGCAUCAUAACUAAUAUCCACAGAUGGAAGUGUUUUACUCGGUAUGUGUAGUUUAAGAUCAUUUUUGCGAUUCAACACAGCAUUACUUUGGCAUACAUAUUAUUGAACCUCUCCACGCGCCUUUAUUACAUCGCUCCAAAAUGCUUCAUCUGCUCGCCGGACUCAUAUGCAUCUAUGCACUGACGUGUGUAAGAGUUGUCUAUGGACAGAAUGAAAAAGGUGAGCGCUUUCUAUGUACCGCAGUCCCCAUUGACAAGGAUACCAGUUGCCCCGUGCAGUCUCUGCCUGUUCAAAGCGCAUCGGUCCAGGAGGAGGAACUGAGAAACACAGUCAUGCAACUUCGCGAGACCAUUUUACAACAGAAGGAGAUAAUUGUCAAUCAGUUGGGAACUAUUAAAGAGCUGACGUCUAAACUGUCACGGUGUGAGUCUGACUCCGAAACAUUUAGGAAAAUGAAUAAGGACACAAUGGAUGAUGUGCCUAAAGAUCCAAAUGACACCAUUGACGUUCUUGGAAAAACCAUGCAGAGUCUAAAAGAUCGACUGGAAAAUCUAGAGCAACAGCAAAUGCGAGCCAAUGUCUCUGGUGCCUCCUUUCCUAAUGAGCUGAGAAAUCUACUGCAGCGUAGACUGGAGGACUUGGAAAAUCAACUGCUCAAGAAGGUCAAUGAGCUUGAGGAAGAGAAGUCCCAGCUAUAUAAUGAGACAGUCGCUCAUCGCCAGCGCACUGACAGUACUCUCAACUCUCUCAUGAACAGGAUCUCUGAACUGGAGAAAGGAGGAGCUGGAUUUAAAUCACCAGAGAAUUUCAAGAUCUCUCUUCCUCUUCGCACAAAUUACCUUUUUGGACAAGUAAAGAAAAGCCUGCCAGAAAUGUACGCCUUCACUAUCUGCAUGUGGCUCAAGUCAGGUUCGAGCCCCGGCAUUGGAACCCCGUUUUCCUAUGGAGUGCCUGGACAGGCAAAUGAGAUUGUACUGAUCGAAUGGGGCCAUAAUCCUAUAGAACUGCUCAUCAAUGACAAGGUGGCACAACUACCUCUAUCACUGAGCGAUGGGAGGUGGCACCAUAUCUGCAUCACAUGGACUACCAGGGAUGGGCUUUGGGAAGCCUACCAGGAUGGCCAAAGAUUGGGAUCAGGAGAAAAUCUGGCCCCCUGGCAUCCUAUCAAGCAGGGAGGAGUCCUCAUCCUGGGCCAAGAGCAGGAUGUAGUAGGGGGGCGCUUUGAUGCCACCCAGGCCUUUGUGGGGGAACUGAGCCACUUUAACAUCUGGGAUCGGGUCCUGCGCUCCACGGAUAUCAUUGCUAUGUCAAACUGCUCAUCCUACAUGCCUGGAAAUGUGGUGGCCUGGACUGAUAGUAACAUCGAGGUGUUUGGUGGAGCAUCAAAGUGGCCGCUGGAGCUAUGCGAAGAUCGGCUAUUUGACAAUUGAAGGUGUUUGCGGAUAUUA
Onychostoma macrolepis is the source of this 3526-nucleotide messenger RNA. It is a transcript of the gene nptx2b, whose product is annotated as neuronal pentraxin IIb. Lineage: Eukaryota; Metazoa; Chordata; Actinopteri; Cypriniformes; Cyprinidae. The transcript has 5 exons. The coding region runs from base 2219 to 3508 and encodes 429 amino acids. The record is from RefSeq and is a predicted model, not a curated record.